GAAACGACGAGGGAUCAGCUGCUUUCUAUGGGAUGCUUUAAUAUUUGCGGCCUGCUCGGGUCUCCAGUUACCGCAAUGCCACUGGUGAGAGGAGGGAGAGGUGGAAGGCAAGAAGAUGGAGAGGCAGGAGAAGCACAAAGCAAAUGAGUAUAACUAUGAUGUGUAGGUUGGCAAAAACUAGCCCCAUCUGUGUGAGUGCAUUUUAAUCAGAGAGUGACUGAGCGGGGGGAUGUAUUGACUGUACUCUGUAGGCUGUAGUGGCCUGUGAACUGCAUGGGGUGAAAGAGACACUGUAUUGACUGAAGCUAUCUUAGUAUCAUGGCUGAAACGUCAAAUGAGGUGAGUACGGUGGCUGUGAGUGUGUAGUGGCUGCUCAAUUCUCAACUUUCUGCUGACAAAGUUCUUGGACUCUCUGGACUACAGUGUGCACCAUGGGGCAUUGCGCAGAAGCUAUGGCACCUGCUAGUGGAGCGCUUGGUGCAUAAUUCUGACGGAGUGGAGCUCUGAAGCCAGCAUUUAUGUCUCUCCCUCUUCUGCUCUCCAGCACGUCUACCCACACAGCUGAGCUUUAUUUUAUGAACUUAGAGUAAGUGUGAAACUCCUCCCAGCCUCCUCCGCACACGAGCCUAGCAUGCCUUCGCCAUCGGACUCCAGCAGCGUGGCUUCGGCCUCGGGGUCUCGGGGCUGGUCAGACAGCCGCAGGGGCAUGUCGGGCCGGGGGCCUGGUGGGGCACGGCUACUCCUCUACCUAGGGCUGUGCCACCUGGGCCUAGGGGCCAUGGUCCUGGCCUUCUCUUUCACCAGCAUGGCCUUCACCUCCUCAGCACGCGUCAGGCAGUCCUGUCCAUUCUGGGCUGGCUUCUUUGUGGUAGCAUCAGGGAUAGUUGGAAUCAUCUCAUGGAGGAGACCUCUGACGCUGGUGGUGUCACUGUUCAUGCUGCUGUCUGCAGUGUGUGUGAUCCUCAGCCUGGCCGGCUCCAUGCUCUCCUGUCAGAACGCACAGAUGGUCAAGUCUAUGCUCACCUGCCAGGUGGAGAAUGGUCUGUGUGCGUGUUGCGCGCCCACUCAACCAUGCUCCAUCACGGCGGAGGAGACCCUGGUCCUCUACCUGAAUGCUGACUGUCACUCAGUCAGACAUCAGCUGAAGGACCUUUUGUUCAGCGCAUGUGGUCUCAGCAUUCUCUCCACCAUCAUCUGUACUCUGUCCACUGUGACCUGCAGUAUCCACAUAUUUUCCCUGGACCUUGUGCACCUGCUGGCUCCACAUCGCUCUCGUUCAGUUAACCCAGAAUGCACCACUCCUCAGGACGCCUUCCUGACCAACAUAAUGGACUUUGAGGAGUUUGUCCCACCCAUCCCUCCACCCCCCUACUAUCCUCCUGAGUACACCUGCAGCUCUGAAACAGACGCUCAGAGCAUCACCUAUAAUGGCUCCAUGGAGAGCCCUGUUCCCCUCUACCCCACUGACUGCCCCCCUCCUUAUGAAGCUGUGAUUGGACAAAGAGCUGCAAGCCAGGCAACAGUGUUUGACCCCCACGGCACUGAGCUGUCUGGAGAGAGAGGAACUUCAACUGCCUUCAGCGGAGAAGUGUCCAUGGACAGCGGAUCUCUGUUGAUGUCAGAGAUUGUGGACAUCCCUGAUGACUCUUCCCCCUCUGAGGACUCCUGUCUGAUGGAGGUUGGGCUAAGGAACCAGGGGGAAAGGGGCAACAGGGGCGAGGGGGGAGACGAAGGAGACGGAGGGGAGUACAUCAGCUUUCGUGGCCCCCUGUCUCAGACACCAGAGAGUCCUCUGGCAGGGGGGCCGAGAGCCAGACGCUUCCUCAGAGGAGAGAGGUCUAACUCCUGCUCCUCACCCAGCACAGCGACCAACACCUACAGGUCUCCAGUGUUGCGCCGCCAGGCCAUCCUAGCUAGUAGUUGUUCCCAGCUGGAAGCAAUAGGGGUUUCCGCCUCUCAACAGCGAUCCUCAAUCCCAGAGUUUCGAGUUCACCCCUCCACCCCCUCACACCAAGGAGCUGCCCCAACUUCCUAUGUUCCUCCGACUUCAUCCCCCUCAGCUGCCAGGGAGCAGACCGGCGGGCAGGGUACCGGACCGGCCCUCCUGGUACAGCCUUUGUACCUUCGACGAAGGGCUGGGAGGAGUGAGAAGGAUGGAGAGGGUGUAAGAAGGGACAGCGACGGGCUCCUGCGUCUUGUGAGGUCACACAGUGAGCCAGGCCUCGGAUCCUCCACUGAUACGGUUGACUUUGGCUCUGGAGGCAGCAAAGUAUCUGUAGACACAGGUCCAUCCUCUGAGGCGUGUCUGUUGCCCCGCACCUCUUUGCCUCCUGCUGCAGCGCUGCCAAGGAAAGGCAGCAUGAAAUCAGCAGCCACAGGGGUGCAGGUCCCCUCCAAACCUCCCCCCACCUCACCACUGCGUUUACCUAAAGACUGCCACCGUUCCCUUGGAGACCUUAAGGUGACUCGGGGUCUGGUGGCUCGCUUCCUGCAGCGCUCCAAACGCAAUCUAUCACCCGCCUCUGAGCAUGCUGGGAGCACAGGGCAGGGGCCUAAGAGGAGGAGUGGUGCUGAGGGCGCCGCCACCAACCACCUGCCUUUGGAACAAGUGUUGCUGACCCCAUGGAACACCAGCCGAGGACACCCCAACCAUCCCACUCAUCAACCUCAUCGCCGUGGACACCACCAUUCCCACAGCGACAGUCGACACAACCGGAACCACGGCAGUCGGGUACCAGAGGGGAUCCAUCUGCGCAGUUGUGGAGACUUGAGCUCCUCCUCUGCGUCGCUACGCCAAUUGGUGACACCUCAUCCACCACAUGGGUCAUCAGGAGCUCUCUACUCAGAGUCUGCACUGUGAGGAGGAGAGGAGGGUGAAGGCGGGAUGGAGGAGGAAAAUAGGCUUGCGAGUUGUGAGGAAGGAUUGUGAGGGAGAUGGGGAUGGGAGGAAAUAAGGCAGUUUAGUGGAGGUUUCUAGUACUGAAGUCUUGAAAGUCUUCCCUCCUUUGUCAACUGUGCAAAUGGCCUUAUUCAGUGGUGCUCUUUAUCACUCGGAACAUCAGCCUAGAGCUCACGCUAUUUCACUGUUCAACAUCAGUGAAACGGUCACUAGAUACUUAUUUAUGGGCAGCGUUUCUGACCACAGCUGGCUGAGACAACCAACCAGAAGCAUCUUUUGUGCUGUACUCUCCUCUCCCUCUCUCAAUACUCUUGUGGAAACAUCUGUUCCACCACUGGACUAGAGACAGACCUCAACUAGCAUUCAUGCUACAAGAAGCACUUACAUGUGCAUUCAGUCAGUUACAUAAUUAUGGGUUGCAAUGUGCUUCUGGCCCUUUUGUACACUGUUAUUCAUCCACAGGAUCGCUCAGGUGAAGUGAUCAUGAAAAUCCUUAUUUUGUCUUCCAUUGAUAAAAAAAAAUGCAUCUCGAUAAACAUAUAUUUAGCUGAGUACAAUGUAAGAUAAGCAGAUGAGGUUGCACAUGAGGACAAAUGCUCUCACAUCGAAAACCCUUAACUGAGUUGCUAAUUUUGCCUUUUUCUUUUUGCAAUUCAGAUUCCCACUUUCUCCACGCUUG
This is a messenger RNA of Chelmon rostratus (copperband butterflyfish), 3578 nucleotides long. RefSeq names its product family with sequence similarity 189 member B (gene entrep3). The transcript is spliced from 14 exons. The record is from RefSeq and is a predicted model, not a curated record. NCBI's taxonomy places the organism in Eukaryota, Metazoa, Chordata, Actinopteri, Chaetodontiformes, Chaetodontidae. The coding region runs from base 632 to 2860 and encodes 742 amino acids. Gene Ontology annotation, cellular component: membrane.